GGCUUUACCACUUCUGUAGCCGCCAUCUUGUUGCACUGCCAGAUAGAGCUUGAACGCGAACGAGCGCAUCUUAUGAGAGCACUAUUCAGGACCACUUUUAUCUCCCUUAUGAAAAUUUUUGUAUCGCACACGAUUCUGCCAGACAAAACAGUCGUUUCGGAUGAUGCAAAGGAGAGGGAUGUCGAUCUUUCAGAGCCCAUACAGCUCGUGUUCGUCGACGGCAAGGUGACAAUAAGGAUAUUUAAGCAGCUAUACUUGGCAGGGAUGGAUGCACACUUUGUGGUGAAAAACUUGGAGCAAUUUAUAUUCAAAAUGAGACUCUUCAGAAAUUUGGAGAUUAAGGUUGUUGACGGAGAGUCUCCGACUAGAGACAGGGAGCCUCCAAAAGAGAUUGUAGAUGCAUUUGGGGCCAAAAAUGCGCCAGCUGCUGAAAGCCAACUAGACAGGAUGAUCGAGAGGUACGUGGAUGAUGGGUCAAUUGCAAGAGGGGUGGAGCUGAGCUUUAGACCCAGGAUCUUCGAGGCCAUAAGGUCUAGCUUAGAGAACAGUGAGCUGUAUAAAAGCAAAGCUACCAUUUCACACAAGAUAUUCGGACUAUUAAAAGGUGGGAAAAAAACAAUACACGAGAUUGAAACGGUGAAUGGCGCGGCGGAGAGUGUCCACAGAACACUGAAGAGCAUGGUGUAUUCUGGGAUUGUGGUGAAGAAGGGCGAACAUUUCCUACUAUCGGAGAUAUUCUGCUAA
Molecule: messenger RNA, 744 nt
Organism: Vittaforma corneae ATCC 50505
Lineage: Eukaryota; Fungi; Microsporidia; Nosematidae
Exons: 1
Source: RefSeq, a predicted model, not a curated record